CCAUCAAACGGUGGAUUGUAGUUGCAAGUGGAGGAUCGUUGCAUUUUGGGAUUAUCCGUUGAAGAAUUUUCUUGUGUCUCUAUUGCGUUGGUGUGAUGUUGCCAUUGAAAACACUGAGGCUUUAUGCUGUGGUGCCCCUUCUUCUUGUAUUUAUCUGUGAUCGUACCAUCGUCAAGGGGAACCAGGUUGGGGCCCUCAAGAGAUAUGAAUUUGGAAGUCCAAACUACAAACUACCCCCUGGAGAGUUAGUAGGCGGAAGGGAUCCAUGGGCAAAGUAUAUGCCAAAACCCGUACGCCCACGGAGGCAGCUCUUCCCCACACAUCAUGACCCCUUCAGCAGUUUCUUCCAGUCAAUGUCCGAAGGUGCCAAGGUUGUUAAGCACGUAAUUACGGAUCCAUUCAGGCGUCCAAAGCGUCUACUAAUCACCCAACCAAAAUACAUCAGAGGAACAUCAUACGCAGGCUUAAAGAGCUACUACAAACCCGAUGCGGACUUAAAGAGUUUCUACAAACCCGACGACUUCAAACCUGACUUUUCCGCAACAACUGAGAUCAAAGGCCUCAGUGACUUUCCCAAUCACGAUACCCACACUGAGGAGCACUACCACUACGAUGAUACAGGCAAAAGAAUACCACCCCCACCUGGCUUUGAAUUCCCAUCAACCCUGAGUGAAAUGCAAUCUUCAGAUAGCUUUGCAUCCUAUGCUACAUCAGAGAAACCAAGCCUUGUACCGGAAAAUAUUUUACGGCAAAUUGAGAAGCAAGAAGAACAGAAAGCCGAAGAUGCCAUGAUUUCGGAAUUCAAGCAAUCCUUCAAAGAAACCAAGCCUAAACAUCUUUUUACUAUUAAAACAACCUACAAGAGUCCCUUUGAUCUUGCUGGGGAAAAUGGAUGGAUCCCUAUGGAGAGCAGUGUCAAGAGCACCCUAAAUGGUUUCAAAGGCUUCUCCGGGUUUGACGAUCUUAAAGCAUCCGGUGGAGAAAUGACUCAAUCCUUCCCUGUUAGCAGUCUCCAUACGGACGUAAUGCAGCUACCAAUUGGCAAGCAAGUGCAAUACGAAAAGCGCAUUAUCCCUAUUAAGGACUUUGUGAUGAAGGAGAUCAUCGAUAAGGAUACGAAGAAGCCAAAGUAUACAGUUUACCAAUUUACCAAGCCAUCUAGUAGCAGUCCAACAAUAAAGCCACUUAAGGAAGUUUUUGGCGAUGUUGCUUCUGGUAGUUUCCUAUUUUCAUCCCUGGAUAAUACAGAAAAGAAGAAGACUGUUAGCACAUUGGCUCCUAUUGUGAUUGAUACAACGGAAAAUGAAAUAAUUGUAAGCCCAUCCCCAACACCAAGCGCAUGGCGUCCAUCUCCAUCAGUUUCAGUUGAGAACUACUCAGUUUCCUCUACAUGGUCAUCACCAACAACCCGUGCUCCUGCUAGAUCCAGUACCAGAUCACCACCUACGAGAACCCCAACCCGAACUCCUUCCCGUAGUGUCACAACAACUGAACGUCCGAAUUAUCCAGAAUUUUUCUUUGAGACCGUACACAGUGAUUCAGGCAGUUCACGGAAGAGGCAAAAGGAGAGACGACAGAAGAACAAGUCAUCAGCCCCAGUUGACGAUAUUUUCAAGGGGAGCUACAGUCACUACCCAACUCCGACCAAGUUUAAGCCAAUCGAAGGGUCAAAGUUGCAGUCGGAGACGGAAACGCUAAAGCCAGUAGUGGAGAUUAAGGAGGAAGAAAAGAUCAUUCCAAGUAGUACUCAAGAUCCAUUGCAGGAUGGAUUUGUGAAGUACCAUGUGCACGAGAAUCCCUCGGAUUCCCUGGUGGAGCUCGAGAAACCCAUCAAGAUGAAGGAGCAUAAGAAGUAUUCGAUGAAGAAGUUGCAGGCAAGUGCAGUGCCCUUCAUCAAUAUCCAACCAAAAAUGCCGUCUCCAUCUCCGGUAUCCUCCCCAGCCCCACCUGCCUUCCUAAUGGAGAAGAAGCGUACGAGUACCACCCCUCAUACCCCUGUUAAAGUUGACUUUGAGACGGCCGUGGAGAAGAGUAGACGAGCACCAUCGUCCAGCUACAGCUACAGCAGUCUGAGCAAACCUCAGGCCCAGGAGUCCCGAAAGCGCCAGAGGCCUCAUGCCCACUUUCGCGACUCCUCUGUGUCAGCCAGCACAAACAUGGAGCGUGCUGCGGGUCGCGGAUCCGUAAAAUAUGGCGACAAGCUCCGAUAGAGAGAGCAUCGAAUAGUGAGACUACGUCGAGCAUAUCCCACACAUAAAACACCAAGGGUUGUAUUUAUAAAAGAAUGAUGAAAAAAAAUGUAAAAGUGAGAAGAAAAUUCCGAUGAGGGAGAUAAACAGCGUAGUUACUAAGUAAUUCCAUGUUUAAUUGUUUAACGUGAUCUUCGAGAAAUUCCAUCGAUUAACCAAUGGUGUGUUGAAGAGGGAAAGAAAAAUCGAGUGUGUAACUGAAGCGGAUAGAAUUAGUGUACCAAAGUCGAUAUUUUUUCGCUCUUCAGUGUUUGGUAUCACUCUUUUUUUUCGUGAAAAGAGGCUAGAAAUUUUCUCUCUCGCAGAAAUUGUACAUAUAAUAAUAUUGUAUAGAGAAAAGAGAUGUAAAUUAAAUGCACACGAAAAAUUCAUCGAAGCGUUGUGUGUUGAAAUGAAA
Molecule: messenger RNA, 2646 nt
Organism: Lutzomyia longipalpis
Lineage: Eukaryota; Metazoa; Arthropoda; Insecta; Diptera; Psychodidae
Exons: 3
Coding region: 96-2210 (704 amino acids)
Source: RefSeq, a predicted model, not a curated record